Messenger RNA from Pyricularia grisea, 483 nucleotides. RefSeq lists its product as uncharacterized. The transcript has 2 exons. The coding region runs from base 1 to 483 and encodes 160 amino acids. The record is from RefSeq and is a predicted model, not a curated record. NCBI's taxonomy places the organism in Eukaryota, Fungi, Ascomycota, Sordariomycetes, Magnaporthales, Pyriculariaceae.
AUGUCCUUCGACUGGUCACAAUUCAACUCUGGAGCUCAGUUCCACAGCUUCGACUUGGAAGAUUUUGCAGAUUUGUCGGACUUUCAAACUUUGCCGUCAACCCAGGCACAUUCAGACGUCGAGCUUCCUGAUCUUACCUUCAGCGACGGUUUUCAGACAGUAACUUUUGGCUGUAGCAAAACUUCGCAGCCGGCACCAAGUCAUCCUUCGUCGGAAGACAGUCCGUGCACGACGGCAAAAGACAACACGGCCGCUGAGAGUGCAGAAGGCCUGGUACAGGUUGUGAAGCAGAUUGUGCAGCAGCACUGUAAGCAGCGCUGUGAACAGCACGAUGAGCAGCAUUGUGAGCAGCUAUUUUCUCGACGGUUACAGGAACAUCUAAAGAGGCUUCAAAAGGAAGUAGACGACAAAAUCGGUAGUUUGGAAAAAUGGGCAGCGCAGGUAGAGGCACAAGUGAAGGCGUUAAAGGAGUUAUAUAAGUAG